AUGUCUGGUGGUAGUGAUGAACAAGAUGAGUAUGUGGUUCAGCAGAAGGUCAGCUAUCGUAUGUAUGAACAAGAACAGAAAGUGUUGCUGCGGUGCCGCUAUCCAUUUCUGUCCCCUGUCCAGAUCAGUUGUAAGGUUAAGGAUCGCUGGAAUAGAUUGAGGCAGGAUGCAAAAAAGUUCUACACAAAGUCGGUCCUUGUCAAAGCUCCAAACAAAGAUCAGACCAAUACAACUUCCAAAUCAAAGGGUAAGAACUACAAAGUCAGAAGCAAGCUUGAUGUUGAUGAAGGAGAAACCUGUGAUCCAAGUGCUUACCAAACUGAUUCAGUGCCUCACCCGAGGAGCAUUUUGACUUUGCCUGUUUCAAGGAGAUUACAGAAAGAUCAUGAUUCUAUAUACACAAGUGACUUCUACAGUUCUUCAGUGGAAUCACCCAACAGUGACUCCGGGGAGAAGGCAUUUUGCCCCAAGUUGUUUGAAAGUCCAGAGUCUCCACCUCAUCACCAGUUUGAUAUAUUCACACAGAAGAGCUACACCAAAAGCAAGCUGCCUCUCAGAGUUCCAGUAAUUAUUCAGAAGAAUCAUUCUACUCUGGGCAUCCUUAAAGGAAGCAGGACUGACAACACCCCAAAAGCAAAAGCUGUAAAAGGGAGAGUAAGCUUCUCUACAGACAAAAAUGGAAACUUACAGAAGUCAGGGGAUGUCAUUGCUACAGAUAACUGUAACCAAGACGACGACUCUGAAGACGAGUACAACGCAGUGCUUAUCAGACGCACUGAUGACUCUUACAACUUCGAUGAUAUUGACCAACACAAUAUGUUUGUGGAGGAAGAAAACAAACUAAGGGAGGUAAACAUCCAUCAGGACAAAGACUUCAAUGAGAAGAUAAAAGCAAGUGAUAGAGAGAUGCUGAAGAAUGAUAAAAAAUAUGGUUUGAAUGUAUCUAAUUAUGCACUUGAAGGAAAAGAAAAAGAAAAAAUUCAAAAGGAAAGUUUGAAAAAAAAGGCAGAAGGCAAAAAUAUGACACAAUCAAAUUCAGGAAAUAUGAGAGGAAAGAAAAGGAAAGGUGGUUUGGGAGUGUUUUGUUCACAAAAGCGUGGUGAGAAAAAAGUCGUUGAUGGUAAUGUGAUUGGGAAUGAAGAAAAUACAUCUGGACAAACAAAAGCAAAGAGACAGUCCAGGAGGGCAGUCAAAGAGAAUUUCACUGGGGUAAAUGUAAACAGUAUGUCAAAAAACAGCAUAUACAUGAAUAGUCUGUCAAAGGACAUUGCUAAUGGAAACAGCCAAUCAAAUGACAGUGCUAAUGGUAACAGCCAAUCAAAUGACAGCGCUAAUUGGAACAGCCAAUCAAAUGAAAGUGCUAAUGGUAACUGUCAAUUAAAUGACAGUGCUAAUGGUAACAGCCAAUCAAAUGACAGUGCUAAUUGGAACAGCCAAUCAAAUGAAAGCUCAUUUCAGGACAGGAAGUCUCCAAUACAGAAAUCAAUGAAAACAAGGUCUUCUUUGAGAACUGAAGAAAAGUCAGCAGCAAGGGAAGUGCAGUCUCUUUCAGUCCCCAAGAAAGAGGUGAGUUCAGAAUUGAAACCUAGCUUUGGUACCAAAACAAGAGAUUAUGACUUAACACCUGAACAGGGAGGGGAGACAACAUAUAUCACACCACAGAUGGAUGAUGAUGUCUACACACACAACCUUCAUGAGGCAUCAAAAGUACCACGGAAGUCGCGACGAUCAUCACAGUGGAAGGAGACAAAGUCAUCAGAUAUAACCAUUGGUGAAUCAAAUUCACCAAAUAAAAGGAAGCAAAGAUCGUUUAGUAGAAGACUUAAUGGGGGAGAAAAGUCAAACACAGAGAUCAAAAUAUCACUAGAUACUUUUGAUGAAUCAGAAUGUGAAAGGAAUGAUGCAAAGGUGUCAUGUAUAUUGGUCGAUGCCUCCGGGGAUGCCAAAAUACCUGGGUCGCCACCAUUAGGCCAGAGAAUAUUGCGGAGCCAGACAAAACUGAUAACUGAACCUGCUGAAGAAAAUUAUCAAACAUCUGAAAAUUACAGCAAUUACAAAGUUAUCGUAAAACCAGGUGAGCUCUUUAGUUCUGACUCCUGCACGAUAAUGGAUGAAGAAUAUGAUAUGGAAGACUCCUCAGAUGAUGAGACUGAAUCAGAAUUUAUUGGUCAGUCAGAUUCCAGUAAAGCAUUAGUGCAGGCAUUACUGAAGAUGAAGCAGACAGUGGGAGACGACAAUUUGGAUGAAAGGUCAUCUCCCAAGUUGUUAUCGCCAGCUCUGUCUGGUAUCAGUCAGUUGUCAAGUGUAUCCUCUGAUUCCUCUGCUACAAAUUCUCAGUCAACAGUACCGAUGUCUAUAGACAAGGGAGCAACACAAGGACUGUGUGAGAUGUUUGGGGAUAUGACUCCACCAGAUAAACAGAAACCUCAACACUCUAGAAGGAUGUUGGCAAGUUCUCACAAAGAAUCAAGCAGUAAUUUUGCUCAACUAUUCAGAACCAAAGAUAUUUUCUGCUAA
Molecule: messenger RNA, 2517 nt
Organism: Ylistrum balloti
Lineage: Eukaryota; Metazoa; Mollusca; Bivalvia; Pectinida; Pectinidae
Exons: 5
Coding region: 1-2517 (838 amino acids)
Source: RefSeq, a predicted model, not a curated record